Fraxinus pennsylvanica is the source of this 1305-nucleotide messenger RNA. The record is from the annotation of a GenBank genome assembly. Lineage: Eukaryota; Viridiplantae; Streptophyta; Magnoliopsida; Lamiales; Oleaceae.
AUGGGAAUUCUGCAAAGUAUCUACAGAUUCUUGGGCAGUAAUGGAGAAGAUGAAGAAAGUUCAGGGGAAGUGUACCCCAUCCUUGAUCAUCACCGGAAGCCCAGUAAUGGAGGUUAUUUUCGCGCAUCAUUGAGUAAUAUUUUUAAGAAUCUACUGCGGAGGAUCUCCAACAUACUUUUAUUGGCAAAGGUAAGAAAACCAGAACCUAUACUUCCAGUAGUAAAUCCUGUAGUAUCAACCAGAAAUAAUGUGCUUUUGCAAAUCCAAGAGAUCUCUUCUCCUAGUUCAGAUUUAUCUUUGGAUUCGAGCCCAGGUGCCACAUAUGUCCCCCCUUCAGAUUUGGAGUGGCAGAGGAAUUACUCAGACAUAGAAAUUGAAUCACAUAUUAACGUUGAUACAUAUUCUCCUCCUUCAGAUUUGGAGUGGCAGAGGAAUUACUCAGACAUAGAAAUUGAAUCACAUGUUAACGUUGAUACAUACUCUCCUCCUUCAGAUUUGGUGUUGCAGAGGGACAACUCAAGUUCAGAAAAUGAAGUGUAUGCUAAUGCUGCAUGGCGUUGCUCUCUUGCCCACAAAAACGCGUUUGACGUAGUGGAUUCUGCUGUUUUAAUUGAAAACGAGACCAAUCAGCUAGGCCAGAAUGACUCUGGAGAUAAAGCUGAGGAAGAAAGGGUGAUAAAGUGUUUGGUGGUAGAAGGGAAAUGGAUAAAGCACUAUAAUAGUUACCACAGGAUACUGCUUGUGGGUGAAGGAGACUUCUCUUUCUCUGCUAGUUUGGCUGUGGCUUUUGGUUCUGUCCCCAACAUGAUUGCAACUUCUCUUGAUUCUGUUGAUUUUCUGAAGAAAAAUUAUAAGCGUGCAAUGUCCAACAUUGGGAAGCUUAGGAGUAGGGAGUGCAUUGUGAUGCAUGGGAUUGACGCUACAAAAGUUGCAAGUCAUCAAUUGCUUGGAGGAAUGACAUUUGAUCGGAUAAUUUACAACUUUCCCUUUGCUGGAUUUUUCAAGGACUUAGCUCGCGAGGCUCAAUUAAGAAAGCACAGAAGACUCGUGAGUUUGUUUCUUAAGAAUGCUAAAGAAAUGAUUGGUGAAAAUGGUGAAAUUCACAUAACCCACAAAAUCAACGAUUUUCAUAUAGAAUGGAAGUUAGAAUCAGUGGCUUCUUCCCACAGGCUUAGGCUCAUUGAGGCUGUGGAAUUCGAUCAGUCUGAUUACAAAGGUUAUAGCACAAAGUGUGGAUUUGGGGGUGACAAUAAUUUCAAUUGUUACCCUAGCAAAACCUACAAGUUUGGUCUUAAAAGGGCAUAA